Molecule: messenger RNA, 7317 nt
Organism: Pogona vitticeps (central bearded dragon)
Lineage: Eukaryota; Metazoa; Chordata; Lepidosauria; Squamata; Agamidae
Gene: LAMA4
Product: laminin subunit alpha 4
Biological process (GO): cell adhesion; regulation of embryonic development; regulation of cell adhesion
Molecular function (GO): signaling receptor binding
Source: RefSeq, a predicted model, not a curated record
ACAUUUUUUAAAAAAAGGCUUGAGUUCAACAGAGGCUCAGUCUGUAUCCUGACGGAGUGAAGAUAAGGUGGGCAGCGAGAGCUCCUGGUGCUUUCCUGGAAUACAAUCUGUAUUUUGACACUCUCUGUUGAAGCACUGCCCAUCUGUACGCUAUUCAGCCAGAGCCUCUGGGGAGAAAGAAGAGCUACAGGCAGCGAAAAGGAGUGUGAGAAAAAGAGAAAGCAAGGGGCUCUUUUCACAAGGAUCGGCUUCAGAACUGCCUGAGAACUGCCACAUCUGGAAGCUGAAACUUAAAAUAACUGAGGCGCCACUAAAACCAGGAGGGGAGGGGGUUAGAUUAAAGUACUGUAGAAGCAAAAACAAGUACUACGAAGCUGCAAGAUCACUGUUGGAUGUGAGGAAGGGAGGAAAUGGCUUUGAUCUUGGCCUGGCCCCUAAAGUUUCCUAUAUUCUUUUUGUUGGGAUAUUUCGCCUUAAGCUCGGCUUCAAGGGCAGCCAACGUUUUUCAUUUUGACACUGAAGGGAGCUCAGCGGCUGGCAGCCAAGAAGACACCCUUAUCAGAGGGCAGCAACAAUCUAUAACUUUUGGAAGUUGGCCACAUGUUGUUGAGAGAUGCAAAGAAGGUUUUUUCCGAACUUCGUCUGGAGAAUGCAGUCCUUGUAACUGCAACAACAACGCAGCCAAUUGUCUUGAUGGAUCUGGCGUAUGUUUGGAUUGUCAAAGAAACACAGCUGGAGACCAUUGUGAAAAAUGUCCCGAUGGCUAUCUAGGAGAUGUCACCAGGGGAGCACCCAGUUUUUGCCAGCCCUGCCCGUGCCCCUUGCCAUUGGUUGCCAAUUUUGCAGUCUCCUGUUACAGAAAAAAUGGACUGGUGCGCUGUAUGUGCAAAGAAAAUUAUGCAGGUCCAAAUUGUGAAAGGUGUGCUCCUGGUUACUAUGGGAACCCCUUGGUGAUUGGCAGUUACUGUAAAAAAUGUGAUUGCAAUGGCAAUUCAGAUCCUAACCUGAUCUUUGAGGAUUGCGAUGAAGUGACCGGCCAGUGUCGCAACUGCAUGCGCAACACCACAGGGUUCAAUUGUGAACUCUGUGCUCCUGGUUAUUAUGGAGAUGCCAGAAUAACAAACGGUUGUAAAGCAUGCAACUGUGGAGGAGGCCUGUGUGACCGCCGAACAGGGCAAUGCUUAGCUGAACCUCCUAUACCUCCUCCAGUCACUGACUGCCCGGUUAUCAGCUGUGACAAAUGCAUUUGGGAUUUGACUGAUGAUAUCAGCUUGACAGUUCAGACCAUUGAGGAAAGCAAAGCAACUCUGCUCAGCAUCUCCACUGGCGUUGCGGCCCAUAGACACUUGCACAACCUCAACUCCACCACGUUCAUCCUCAAGGCAAAAUUGUCAGAGAAAGAUAACCAUUCUGUACUGAUGAAGACCCAGGUGGAUAAUGCCACAAGUGAAAUGACUGGUCUUCUCAAAGACAUCAACACACUCGAUGAAAAGAGAUAUCAAGUAUCAAGUAAAGGCUUACUGGUACAGAAGGAAACCAUGGAGAUCACUGACCGAGCUUCUGUCCUUGUACGGGCACUUGGAAAUAUGAUAGAUCACAUCCAAGAAAUCAGCACUAAGGUUGAAUACUAUGGUGCUGAGCAUGACCUCAGGCCUGAAGAUAUUAUUCAGAAGCUCAUGGCAGCAGAAGAGAUGCUGAAGGACAUCAGACUUCGCAAGCCAUUCACUAUUCAGACCCAACUUGCAAGCGAUGAGUUAGAAGCAGCACAAGACUUGUUAAGACAAGCUGAAAAGUGGCAGAGGACACACAAUGAAACCAGAUCUCUGAUUCCCGACAUACUGGAUGAUCUUGGGCAAUACAACAUCAAGCUCACAGACCUGCAAGAGGCCCUGGAACAAGCUGUUGAUUAUCUCAAAAAAACAGACACUAUAAACCAGGAAAAUGUUGCCAAACUCCAAGUGCAUGAGAAAGAACAAGAACUACUGGAGAAACAGUUCAACAGUAUUAAUAAUACUCUGCUGAUGACUGAAGAUAUUUUAAAUGUACCACACCAAAUCAACUUAGAAUUGACUGAAGCAAUUAAGAAUGCAUCUGAGUUCUUUGCAGAAAUAGAUGGAGCUAAAAUACAGCUACAGGACAAAAUUGCCAACCUCUCGAGGUUUGAUGAUGAUUUAGUUCAAAGGGCCAUGGAGUACGCAGAGGAACUUCAAGUUCGUGCAAAUGAACUAAAACAGACCUUGCAUGGUGUUGAUACGAAUGGAUUGGUACAAAAAGCAUUAAAUGCUUCCAAUGUCCAUGAAAAUAUUAUUAAUUAUAUUCAAGAAGCUGAUAAAAUAUCUGUCAUCACCUUAAACACUACAGAGCGAGUCCACGAUGCCAUUGUUGGAAUUGACACUCAGAUCACUUACCAUAAAGAAGAAAGCAGAAAGCUUCUCAGACAAGCAAGGGAACAGCAAGAGACUGCAGACGCUAAUGAUUCAGCUGUUGCAGAUGCACGUCAACAGGCUAAUGGGACUCUUGCCAGGGCAAAUAAUUUGAAAGACCGUUUGAUGAAAGUAAUUUCAAAAACAGAGAUCCCAGAGCAGGAUAAUGCAACACAGCGUCUAGAGCAACUGAAAGUUAUUACAAAGCAGGCUAUGAACACUGCUACAGAAAUAAACCACACUACUGCACCAAUGGCUGACAAUCUGACCAAAUGGUCCCAAGACCUCAGGAACUUUAAACCUGAAAGAGCAGCUUAUGAACUUGCCACUGUCACAACAAGGGAUACAGUCAAUCGUCUCACAGAGGUCAUCCCACAGCUGCUGGAUAAGCUGCGUAUAGUAGAACAGAAGCAGCCGGCAAACAAUGUCUCAGCCAGCAUCCAGAGGGUCAGAGAACUCAUAGCACAGACGAGGAGUGUAGCAAACAAGGUUCAAGUGUCAAUGUCAUUUAAUGGUCAAUCAGCUGUUGAAGUCAAUCCCCAAACAAAUAUGGAAGACUUAAAAGCUUUCACAUCUUUGACUUUGUAUAUGAUGCUUCACAAGGGCAAUACACAGCGGACAGCACCUCAGGAUCAGUUUAUUCUUUAUCUAGGAAGCAAAAACACAAAGAAUUAUCUGGGUCUUGCAAUUAAGAGUGACAACCUGGUUUACAUUUAUAAUCUGGGCGGUGGCGAUGUGGAGAUACCAUUGGAUUCCAAGCCAAUCAGCUCCUGGCCUGCUUACUUCAGCCUUGUUAAAAUAGAGAGGAUUGGGAAGCAUGGCAAAGUUUUCCUAACUGUUCCAAGUCUCAGUAGCACAGCUGAAGAAAAGUUCAUCAAAAAAGGAGAAGUUCCUGGUGAUGACUCUUUAUUGGACCUGGAACCUAAAAACACAGUCUUCUAUGUUGGCGGAGUGCCUCCAGAUUUCAAGCUUCCUCCCAGCUUGGACCUCCCUGGCUUUGUUGGCUGCUUGGAACUUGCUACAUUGAAUGACGAUGUCAUCAGUUUGUAUAAUUUCAAAAAUAUCUACAACAUGACCAAAUCAGUACCCUGUGCCAGGGAUAAGCUGGCCUUUACACAGAGCCGGGCUGUAAACUAUUUCUUUGAUGGUUCUGGCUAUGCUUUAGUGAGGCAUAUUGAGAGAAGAGGGAAGUUUGGUAUGGUGACGCGUUUUGAUAUAGAAGUUCGAACACCAACAGAUGAUGGACUUCUCCUUUUGAUGGUUAACGGAAGUAUGUUCUUCAGCUUAGAGAUGCAGAAUGGAUACCUGUAUCUACAGUAUGAUUUUGGCUUCAGCAAUGGCCCUGUGAUUCUAGAAGAUUCUAUGAAGAAGGCUCUAGUUAAUGAUGCAAAAUUCCAUGAGAUAUCAGUUAUAUACCACAAUUCCAGGAAAAUGAUCUUGGUGGUGGAUAGGAGACACGUAAAAAGCGUGGAAAAUGAAAAGAAAAGCAUGCCAUUUACCGAUAUCUAUAUAGGAGGGGCUCCUGCUGAGAUUUUAAAAUCUAGUGGUGUUGCCUCACAUCUGGUUGUCAGCACAGGCUUCAGGGGCUGCAUGAAGGGAUUUCAGUUUCAAAAGAAAGACUUCAACUUAUUAGAGGAGCCUGGAACUCUAGGAAUUGGCUAUGGCUGCCCAGAAGAAUCCCUUAUGUCCCGCAAAGCAUAUUUCAAUGGAGAAAGCUACAUUGCAUCCAGUCAGAAAAUCUCUGUCUUUCAUGGGUUUGAAGGAGGUUUUAAUUUCCGAACUUUACAGCCAAAUGGACUGCUAUUCUAUUGUACUGAAGAAUCAGAUGUGGUCUCCAUUUCCAUGGAUAAGGGAGCUGUUGUUCUGAAUGUCAAAGGUCUCAAAGUUCAGGCAGCAGACAAAACUUACAAUGAUGGGAAAGCCCAUUUUGUCAUGACUUCUGUCUCACCGGAAAGGCUUGAGCUUAUGGUAGAUGAAAAAAAGUACAGCAGAAAUAAUUCAGCAAAAGAUAAAACUGAGGAAAAACCUGUGAGCAUGAAGAAAUUCUACUUUGGUGGCUCUCCCCUCAGUACUGAAUUUGCAAACUUCACUGGCUGUAUAAGCAAUGCCUAUUUCACAAGACUGGAUCAAGAUGUUGAAGUAGAAGACUUCCAGCGCUACCCUGAGAAAGUCCAAGCAUCCCUUUAUGGAUGCCCUGUUGAGUCUCCUCCAGCUGCCCUCUUCCAUAAGAAAAGAAAAAACUCCUCCAGAUCCAAAGGGAGCCCGAGUAAAAGGGUUGGAAAAGACAAUGAAGGGUCUUCAAAGUUUCCAUCAAACAAUAAAGCAACAGAUGAAGAACUAAUCGCUCAAGGAGACCCACGUUGCCACUUAGCCAACAACCCCAAAGCAAUUGAACAUACAUACCUGUAUGGAGGAACAGCAAAUAGCCGGCAAGAAUAUGACUACAUACCAAAGGAUUUCAACGAAAGAUCGCAGUUCUCCAUUACUCUGAAGACUCAUUCAUCCCAUGGAAUGAUCUUCUAUAUCUCUGAUCCAAAGGAGGAACAUUUCAUGGCUCUCUUUAUUGCCCAUGCACGGCUAAUUUUUAUGUUUAAUAAUGGCCACCAGAAACUAAGAAUUAGAACCCAAGAGAAGUACAAUGAUGGCCAGUGGCAUAAUGUAAUGUUUGUUCGUGAGAAAAAUAUUGGCCGUCUGAUAAUUGAUGGUCUUCGAGUGCUAGAAGACAGUCUUCCUUCUAUUGAUAAUGCAUGGCAGGUUACUACCCCUUUUUAUGUUGGGGGCGUGGCACCAGGAAAAGCAGCUAAAAAUAUCCAGAUCAAUUCCGUCUACAGUUUCAAUGGUUGCCUUGGCAGUUUGCAGCUCAAUGGAAGACCAGUCACUUCUCCAUCACAGACGUUUAGUGUAACUCCUUGUUUUGAAGGACCAUCAGAAGAAGGAACAUAUUUUUCAUCAGAAGGAGGAUAUAUUGUUCUUGAUGAAUCCUUCAGUUUGGGUUUGAGAUUUGAAGUUGUUUUUGAAAUCCGUCCUCGGAGUAGUUCAGGAAUCCUAAUGCAUGCACACAGUGUAAAUGGAGAAUUCCUGAAUAUACACAUGAAACAAGGACAGAUCAUUGUGAAGCUGAACAAUGGAAUCAAAGAUUUUUCAACUUCAGUUACACCAAAACAGAAUCUCUGUGACGGAAGAUGGCACAGAAUUGCAGUUAUUAGAGAUGCUAAUGUGGUACAGCUCGAUGUGGAUUCUGAAGUGAAUCAUGUGGUGGGGCCAUUAAAUCCCAGAGCCAUCGAUCACAGGGAGCCUGUGUUUGUUGGAGGAGUGCCAGAAUCUCUUCUGACAUUCAGCCUAACCACACGCAACUCCUUUACUGGAUGCAUUCGGAAUUUUAUGAUUGAUGAAAGGCCAGUUAGUUUCAGUAAGGCAGCUUUGGUCAGUGGUGCUGUAAGCAUCAAUACAUGUCCGGCUGCCUGAAAGACUGAAGAAACGACAAGUGGCACUGAAAGAGAAAAACAAGCAACAGAAGUUGUGCUGUGUUAAUUUUCAGCACCAAAGAUGAAAAUGCAUUGUUCGCUAUAUGUACAUGAAAAGACAUUAUGCUUAUAAUUUCUGAUGGGACUCUUUUUAUUAUCAAAGAAAGAAUAUUUUAAAAUUUUUGCAGCACACUAAAUUCCUGAAAUAUAUAGCAACUGUAUCUGAUGCAAAAGCCAUGGCAAAGAAGAUUAUAGGCCCAAAUCUAUGCAGAGAUAGAUGAACCCGAGCCUGUUGCAAUAACACUAAUUCUACAUAGAGCUUGGAAAGGUUCAUUUUGGAUUUUUCCAGACAAUAUAAUAGCCAUGAUGACUGGGGGAUUUGGGGAACUGUAGUCCAAAAGAGUAACUUUUUCAAACCAUGCAUGACAGCUGGGUUUACAAUUCACCAAGCAUGAGCUGACAUCUGCAUCUGAUGGAAUACACCUGGACAAAGCAUACUGUAGCCUGCCAGCGAAAAGCCCCAACACCAUCCCUUUCGCUGAUUGUGACUAAUUACUAUCAGCAGUGGAGGCUGCAACACUUUUCUUAGUUUGACCCAGAAGCUCACUACAGCAAAAAAGGGUUUCUGCUUUUCCCCACGAUAAUUCAUUUCAUCACUUUUAUGCCAACUGAGCCUGGAUGGUUGGUGUUACAUAUAACUGAGAUCACUAAAUGUCUUCUUUUUAAAUAAAAGAUACCAUAGUGUUUGACUCCUGUUCCCUAAGCCAGCCUCUGCUUACAGUCUUUUGCAGGCCCAGAAAACACCUGCAGAAUAUCCCAGAAUUCCUAUGCAGUCCCCAAUCUCUGUCUGAUAGACGUUAUUAAGAACAUAAAGAGAGCCAUGCUAGAUCAGACCAGAGGCUGGUCUCUUCCAACAUUCUGUUCAUUCAGUAGCCAACUGCUUUGUCCAUGGAAGCCAGCAGGAGAUAUGAGUGUUACUGCACCCUUAAUCUAGCACCUCCCACAACUGAUACACUGAGCGAUACUGAUUGGAUACUGGGGUGAUCGCCAUUCUGUUAGCUAUUCAGAGACCUAGGCUCCAUGAAUUCAUUUAAUUCCCCUUCUGAAAUCAUCCAGCUUAGCAGUUGUUGCUACAUUUUGUGGCAGUAAAUUCCACUGUUUAAAUGUGUUCCGGGUGAACCCACGCUUAUUGGAGGAUACAAAUAGCUUGCCCACUCUUAAAAAGCUGGCUUGGGAUAUGGAAAGCAUGCAUGGGGCUCCUGUUCAUCAUGUCCAGCUCUGCUACUUUUCUUCACAUUCGUAAACAGAAAGGAAAGAUAUGUUUCUACUGAACACUACUGAGAUACUGUAUUUGUGCUAUGGUUUGUAUUAAAGAUUUUUUUUUACAACUAUCUUACAGAAUAAACUGUGUAACAGAAAUGAUUCACAAA